GUUGGUUUAAGAGCAGAACUCACUACCAAAACCCUCUUAGGAGUGAAGAUGGGGAAAAUGAGGUCCUCAAUGGCCUCUCUCAUGCUCACUGUCUUAGUAGCAAUAGUCUCACUUAGCUUGCCAUCAGAAACCAACGCAAACUACCCAUAUGCCUCUCCUCCACCACCUCCUUACCACUACACAUCACCACCACCACCUCCUUACCACCCAGCACCACACUACCCACCACACUUUCCACCCCACCACCCAGUGCACUCUCCUCCUCCACCAGUACCAGUGAAGCCAGUGCAUCCACCACACCACCCACCACACCACCCACAUUAUCCACCACACCUUCCACCCCACCACCCACCACCCAAGAAGCCCUACAAGUACUUCUCUCCUCCACCACCUGUUAAACCACACUAUCCUCCUCAUUAUCCACCACACCACCCGGUGCACCCACCACAUUACCCACCACACCACCCAGUGCAUCCACCACACCACCCAGUGCACCCACCACAUUACCCACCACAUAUCCCACCACAUCACCCACCUACUCCAGUUUACAAGUACAAGUCUCCUCCUCCACCACCAGCACACCCCGUACUCCCACCAUAUAAGUACAAGUCUCCUCCUCCACCUCCUCCUGUUUACAAGUACAAGUCUCCUCCACCACCCCCACCACACCCAAAACCAGUUUACAAGUACAAGUCUCCUCCUCCACCUCCUCCUGUUUACAAAUACAAGUCUCCUCCCCCACCCCCACCACACCCAAAACCAGUUUACAAGUACAAGUCUCCUCCACCACCCCCACCACACCCAGUACUCCCACCAUAUAAGUACAAGUCUCCUCCUCCACCUCCUCCUGUUUACAAGUACAAGUCUCCUCCACCACCCCCACCACACCCAGUACUCCCACCAUAUUACUACAAGUCUCCUCCCCCACCCCCACCACACCCAAAACCAGUUUACAAGUACAAGUCUCCUCCACCACCCCCACCACACCCACAACCACACCCAUACCCUCACCCACACCCACAACCACACCCACACCCACACCCAGUCCCACCGUACAAGUACAAGUCCCCUCCUCCUCCACCACCAGUUUACAAGUACAAGUCUCCUCCACCACCCCCACCACACCCACAACCACACCCAUACCCACACCCACACCCACACCACACCCACAACCACACCCACACCACCCAGUCCCACCGUACAAGUACAAGUCCCCUCCUCCACCACCACCAGUUUACAAAUACAAGUCUCCUCCACCACCCCCACCACACCCACACCCACACCCAUUACCACACCCACACCCACACCCACACCCAUUACCACACCCACAACCACACCCACACCCACACCCAGUUCCCCACCCAGUUCCCCACCCAACACUCCCACCAUACGCAUAUAAGUCUCCUCCUCCACCUCCUCCAGUCUACAAGUACAAGUCCCCACCUCCACCACCACCACACUACAUCUACUCAUCACCCCCUCCUCCUCACUACUAGAAAAUGCCUCCAGAAGUAUGGAACGCAUGAGGAUUUGUCAAAAUAAAGAACGGCUGCAGGCAGAAGAUGUUUAUUAAUUACUACUAUACAAGAACAGCGCGAGUUCGGAUUUGAUAUGGACGUUUAUUUUAUAUGUUUAUAGGAGUUCCAACUUUUUAAUAUUGUUGGGUGAAGUGCUUCCAAUGUGUAUUUAUUAUGCCCUAUCAUGUCUUAUGUAUUUUGUAGAUUUCAACCUUAAGCAAACGCGAAGGUUGAUCGCUAUAAUAAAAUAAACACGUUUCUCGAA
Molecule: messenger RNA, 1782 nt
Organism: Quercus lobata
Lineage: Eukaryota; Viridiplantae; Streptophyta; Magnoliopsida; Fagales; Fagaceae
Product: extensin-like
Exons: 2
Coding region: 49-1542 (497 amino acids)
Source: RefSeq, a predicted model, not a curated record